AUAUUUCAAUCUUUUGUUUGAACAUUAAAUAUUCUUUCAUCUGUCCUCAAUAAAAUAUCGCCAUUUCCAAGUUGGCCACCAGUAAACAUCAUGUAUUCUUCUCAUUCCCAAGACUAUCCCCCAAAACAACCAUCGCCACCACCAUCAGCUCCUCCACAAUCAUAUUACCAACCACCGGCACCACCACAAUCCAAUUACCAACCACCGGAGUAUGCCACAGGUAUUCCGGUGGCUCAUAAACCCAUCAACGAGAAAUGGUCCAGCAGCCUUUGUGCCUGUUGCUCCGAUGUCCCCAACUGUUGCUUAACAUGUUGGUGUCCAUGCAUUACUUUCGGACAAAUAGCUGAGAUCAUUGACAAAGGGAACACUUCCUGUGGAGUACAAGGGGCUCUCUAUGCAAUAAUCUCAACAUUCACAUGUUGUGGAUGUUUGUAUUCUUGUGUAUUUCGGAGCAAGAUGAGGAGCCAAUAUGGACUACGUGAGACUCCUUGCAACGAUUGUCUUGUUCAUUGGUGUUGUGAACCCUGUGCCUUGUGUCAAGAGUAUCGUGAGCUUAAACAUCGUGGAUUUGACAUAUCUAUUGGAUGGCAAGGUAACAUGGAGAGGCAAAAUCAUGGAGUACAAAUGCCACCUAUGGCUCUAGGUGGAAUGUACCGUUAAGAUACCUAUUCAUUACUUCAUUAUGGAGAAACCGAAUAUUAAUUUAAAGAUAAACAACAUAAUUGUUUUUUUUUAUAGAAGAUCACCAAAUCGUUGGUAAAUAUUUUUUGCUUUGCGUAUUGAAUUUUAUCAUGUUGUAGUAAUGUGUAACUUAAUCGUUAGUUGUAUUCAAAUUUAUUUGUUAUAUAAGUAUUGGUUUCAUAUUUACACAUGGGACUUGUGGUCAGUUUGGUAUCUAUCACUUGUUGGUAUUACAAAGGAGCCUUAAGGAGGUACCUAGGUUUUAUGAAUUAAAACAAAACAGGGGAUAGGAUAACAAAAUGGGCAGCUUUAGCUGCAUGUUUAUUCACUUUCACAAUUAAACAAGAUGGGACAAUACCACCAAAGUACACUUUCUCACAUCUCUUUAUGUUUCACUUUUCCCAUCACUUUUGUAAGAAUAUUUGUCCUUUGUUCCUUGCUGCAAACGAGUCACCUUCACUUCUCCAUUUUCCACACAUUCUCUAAUGAAAUGGAAUCUUGGGUCGAUAUGCUUACUCCUCCUGUGAAAUAUCGGGCUUUUUCAUAAGAUCUAAGGCUGACUUAUUAUCAAUAUGUUGGACUGCAGUCGGUGAGUAGGCGUCAUAUCCAAAUAACAUGACAUGUUGCCAUGGUGGCUGCCAUAAACUCUGCUUCACAUGAGGAUAAAGCAACACUCCGCUGUUUAUAAGACGCCCAUGUAACUAGGUUCUCAUUAAUGUAGAAUGUCAUACCACUAGCAGGGGCGGAACACGGACAUUAUAAUUAGGGGGGCCAAAAUUAAAAUUUCAAACGCUAACCUUAUAAACAAAAACAAAAAAAAAAUUGGUGUAAAAUUUCGACAUACAAAAAAUAUUUGGGAAAAAACUAAUAUGAAAUAUUGUUACAUUGUAUAUCCAAAUAGAAAUCGUUGUUAUUGUGUGUUUUGAAAAUCCUAAUUUUUUUUCUACAACUAAUAUUUUUUAUCAAAUUCCUUUUCAAUAUACAAAAUAAAGAAAAAAUAAAAACAAAGAGUCCAUCAUAAAAUCAUUUCCGCUUUUAUUGCGUAAAAUACCUUCAUUUUCUAAUUCAUGCUAAUUAAAUAUUAUAUUUUUCCAGUGAUUCUAAUUUACAGUAUAUAAAGAAUAACUAAUUUAUUCAUAAAUAAGUAUAGACUAUUAAAAUUCAUAGAUGUUACUUGUCACCUUUCAUAGACUUACUUUUUCAUAUUUACAAUUCAUACCUCACACAUUACAAUGUCUGAUUAUUUGAUAUAACGAAGUCUUAAUGGGAGAAAAUAAAGCAGAAAAUAAAAAGCCAAAGAAGAUAGAGACAUAUAUAUUACCAUUUUAUCUUUUAGUACUCCUAUGGAGAGGAGACCGAAGAGCCGGAGAAGGUAAGGCGGAGAGUGACAGCAGACAGUGCGUCCGGCGAGGCAGAGCGGCCUGUGGAAAGUGAGAAUGACAACAGUGCAAAGUCCGACGACCGGUGGAGAGGAGAGAGAUGGUGCACGGAGAACGCGACAGUCCGGCGUCGGAUACCGCCAUACCGGUGGUUGAGAUGCUGUCGAACGGAAUCUUUGUUUUCCAGCGGAAGGAAUAAGUUUUUAGGGUUUUUUUCUCAAACUCUAAGCUCGAGUUAAGAUUUUUGCAAAUAUGAAUAAAUUUUCAUUAUUUUUGUAAUGUUUAAGAUCUAUUUAACAAAUCUGUUGUGAUUUGUUGAGUGA
Lactuca sativa (garden lettuce) is the source of this 2383-nucleotide messenger RNA. Its product is annotated as protein PLANT CADMIUM RESISTANCE 3. The record is from RefSeq and is a predicted model, not a curated record. Lineage: Eukaryota; Viridiplantae; Streptophyta; Magnoliopsida; Asterales; Asteraceae.